Molecule: messenger RNA, 3541 nt
Organism: Cynoglossus semilaevis (tongue sole)
Lineage: Eukaryota; Metazoa; Chordata; Actinopteri; Pleuronectiformes; Cynoglossidae
Gene: tlx1
Product: T cell leukemia homeobox 1
Exons: 3
Coding region: 1322-2209 (295 amino acids)
Biological process (GO): animal organ development; regulation of transcription by RNA polymerase II
Cellular component (GO): nucleus
Molecular function (GO): DNA-binding transcription factor activity, RNA polymerase II-specific; RNA polymerase II cis-regulatory region sequence-specific DNA binding
Source: RefSeq, a predicted model, not a curated record
CAAUGUGUUAGACUGUAAUGUAAAACUUGGGUUUUUCACAUUGGGAUUUUCAAGAAAGAAAAGAAUUCCCUUACCAAACUAAACACUAUCCUUCAAUGGGAUUCAAUUGAUGAAAAUGGCACCAUUGAAAACAGUUGAGGAAUUUUUUUUUUUAACAUUUCAAUUGAUCUGAGGUGGAUAGAAACGGGGGAGAAAGAGUAAACACAGUAACCCAAUAAUUACUGCAAACCUUGUAUGACUCGGUCUGAAGAACCACUUCUCCAACAGUUAAUCCGAUGUCUUGGCCUGAGAUGUAUUAGCAGAAUGAAUGAAUAUAUUUGAAAGGAAAAUCCGAAGAGUAAACACCACAUUUCCGUGGUUAAUAAAACACAAAUCCUAAAACACGGCGUGUGUAAUUUCAGGAAACGCGUCCUAAAUUGUGUACAGAGCAGGUCUGUCACAUGUGAUUAAUUCCUCACUCGGCGGUCAUUAGGGCCAAUUGGUCUCGCUGUGAAGCGGCCACAUAAACCUCACGGUCUCAGUGUCUACAGUUCCGGCAUUAAAAUGUGAUUUUUUGGUCAUUUGACCAAUGAGGAGCACUGAAGCCGUAUUAAAAAUGUAUGUUUUAGGCCUGUAUAAUUAUAUCCCAGUGGCUUUUGGAACCAUAUCAAACCAUUUGUCAUUUAAUUUUUGCAGAUGUUGGGUUUGUGCGGUGAAACGGCGCCCGCACAUAUGCAUGUGUUAGUUAUUUAUGAUCCAGGACGGCCACGUGGUUUCACUCAUUUGGCAUGUUCACAACCCAGAGCCAUUGAUCAUCCCCGGGAUCAUCAUUAUUCAAAUGAAUGUGGUCGUUUAUCCCACAUUAUCAAUAUUAAAAUUAUACGGCAGUAAAAGAUUACAUUUAAUGAUAAACUCACGUUAACGUAGGUGUGAAAAAAUAACAUAUAUAUUACUAUAAGGAUGGUGAUUAUUAUUAUUAUUAUUAUUAUUAUUAUUAUUACAUGACGGUUCUCAUUACCAUUUCUUCUUAAGGGUGACCUUACCGGGUACCGGGGUCACGAUUUGGGGGUAUGGACGCCAGUAGGGCCAUCAAACAUCCAUGUUGGGGUCACAGUAUUAAUUUCUUUGUGAAAAAUGGUACGAAUUAAGUUGCAGUAAAGUAAAUGUGUACAAGUGUGUGGUGCGGGGCCCGCUCCAUGUGUCACUCCAUUGGCCUCGAGCUGAGUCUGGAGGCGGCCACUCCUGCCCCCUGCUCACAGAUAUACGUGCACAGUACACGCAUGCUCACAGUCAGCAAGAAGCCCAAGUUCACGAGGUGGAAUUAGUCACAAUCCGUGGCAGCAUGGAUCACAUAGCGUUUCUGGGAGCGCAGCUGCAGCAGCAGCAGCUGCAGCAGCAGCAGCACGCGCACGUCGAGCCCAUCAGCUUUGGCAUUGAUCAGAUCCUCAGCAAUGUAGAGCAGAGCUGCAUGUUGGACACCAGGACGGAUCCGGGCUACGGACCCCCGCCGUACAUCCGCAAUACGGGUGUCGGCUUUACGUGCGGCAACGGCGAUUGCAACAACGUCGGCGGUAACUGCGUGGGCGCAGACAGAAACGUGGGUGUCGGUAUAAACGGAACUAACGUUAACGCAUCCGGAGUUAUCAGCGUCCCCGCGCACCGGCCGCUGAGUGGCACGAACUCAUCCUUACCACUGGUCAGAGGGGGAGUCAAUAACCUGAGUGAGCUGACCUUUCCUUGGAUGGAGAGCAGCCGGCGGUUCACCAAAGACAGGUUUACAGUGUCCAUUUCACCCACCACUAUAACACGACGUGUAGGUCACCCAUAUCAGAACCGGACGCCUCCGAGAAGGAAGAAGCCGAGGACGUCCUUCACGCGCCUGCAAAUCUGUGAACUGGAGAAACUGUUCCACCGGCAGAAGUACCUGGCAUCAGCAGAGAGAGCCGCCAUGGCCAAAGCCCUGAAGAUGACGGACGCUCAGGUCAAAACCUGGUUCCAAAACAGACGCACAAAAUGGAGACGACAGACGGCAGAGGAGAGGGAGGCCGAGCGGCAGCACGCGAACCGCAUCGUGAUGCAGCUACAGCAGGAAGCGUUCCAGAAGGCUCUUAACCAGCCACUGACCCAGGACCCGCUGUGUCUCCAGAACAGUUCGCUGUUCGCCCUACAGAAUCUGCAGCCGUGGACUGAGAACACUGCCAAGAUCAGCAACAUAUCCGCCUGCGAGUAGCUUCAACACAGCGAAAGAACUGAAAGAGACGCAGAUUCUCUACUAACCACAGCACCUCCUGUGGCUGAUUGGAGUAACUCCAUGGUCGAAUCUACGUCAGGAGACAAGGACACAUGCUUGCAGAUGCACUUUUCUUUGUGAUUUAGGUGUUUUGUUUAACAUACAUAUUUUUCCCCAUUUCUCUACUCGAAUACUACUACUAAAAGUACUUUGGUACUACGCGGGGGAAACGCAGUUGGGACAGUGUGUAUGUGUGGAUUUGUGCACAGGUGUGUGCAGAGCAGAAAUAUACAAUGACACAAGUCAUGAUGUAAUACCGCGCAUAAAAUUAUAUUUCUAACAUUGUAUAGUAAACUAGUUUAUUUCUCUAGUAAUGUAAAUAUGGAGACAGACCCACAGCAAAUUGCAUGACAACUGAGCAGCAUUUAUUUAUUUACUCUAAACCUAAAUGUAAAUCUCGCCCUACGUCAAGAACUGUAUAUAUAACUUAUUGUUAUUCAUGAUAGGUCUUUGUUUAUUCACUGCCAUGUUAAAAGUUAAAUAUUCCAAUUUUUAUUUGAAAAACACCUAUUAGGACAACAAUUAGUGCCGUCAAUCGAAUAUGAUUACGAUUUUGAGCCUCCAGCCGUACAAUAACCAUCGACCUGAUCAUCACUAUUACUAACAAGAGCGGGUUCAGAGCUAAUUCCUGAUGUAGCCUAAAGCUAUUCGAGGUCACUGCAAUGUAAAGACAAGGAAAAAUCUUGAUCCAACUGGACAACUAUAAAAACUAUGUGUUUUUUUCACUACAGCUGUUAUAGCCUCAAUCAAAAAGAUCGGCCAUAGACAGAGAAAAGAUGUGUGUGAAGAUUCAAGCUCAUGUUUUUUUUUUUCUUACCUCCUUCUAGUGAAAUAUCAAAUGCUCUUGUGGAUAAGGGUUAACACGCUUGAAGAGUUCAUGGCAUUAGUAUUUGCAGCAGCUGUGACAACUAAAGACAAAGGAGACAAAAUGAAAACCAUUAAAGGUUUAAAAUGAGCACAGGAACAGGAAGUGAGGCCUAUUCGUCAUCGUGAUCAUUAUUUAAUUUAAUAUGUUUACACUGCCCAUGAUAAAUUAAGGAAAUUACAGAUGAAUAGUGGAAUGAAUGGGAAUCCAAGGUUCUUAACUAAACUUUCUGUGUAGUACAUGUGUAAAAUAAAAGUGUAAAAUACUUAAAUGGCAGCAACAAGUACCGUCACUGUAGCAGUCUCUGCAGGGUGCGGAUCUUUAUACUCAAUGUUACUUUUACACCAGCUGAUAUGUACAUGAACUGUAAAAAGGAAAUAAAUACUUGAAUAAAAUCUACAAUAAUG